AGCUGGAGAGAGUUCGUAUGUGUAAUCAUUUACUGUCAACAUUUCGACGAUUUCACACUCUUUAUAGGACUAACAAUGUUUUGGACCAGAUAACACCUGUCAAAUUGGAUAUACUCUAUACUUCUAUAGUGAUAUAACGCUGCACACUCUUCCAAGGAAGGAGUUAUUCGUAUUUUCUUGUAAGGAAUUUUCGGACCGAUUUGUUCAUGAUGGCGGCCGUGUGUCUUAUUCGAUGGCUUAGUUUAAUGUUUGUAACCUUGUUAUGUGCUAUUCCUCAAUCCCAAGCGACGAUGGGAUGUAGUGAAGUAAAAACUGCAUAUGGACAGAAGGGUUUUGAUACAACAGAGGUGCCGUAUUGGGCCGUUUCAGGUGAACAUUUACGGACCUGUCCACAGGGCUUCACAUGCUGCACCCAGGAUAUGGAGCAGAAAUUGGAAUUACAAUCACAACAAGACUUUGUCAAAUUACAAGAGCAGGUUACCGAAAAUUUAAGAUAUAUAUUCAAGAGUAGGACGAUAAAAUUUGACCAAUUUUUCACAGAGCUCCUCGAGAAAGCUAAAAAAGACUUACACAAUAUGUUUGUCCGGACAUAUGGUUUAUUAUACCAAAGAAAUUCCUAUGUGUUUAUGGAUCUUUUCAACGAUUUGCGGAGUUACUACAAGGGGAAGGAUCUUAAUCUCGGAGAGGCGCUCGAUCGGUUUUUCACCGUACUCAUGCAGAAGAUGUUUGAAUUGAUAAAUGCUCAAUACCGCUUCGACCAAUCGUAUCUCAACUGUGUGACGGAGUAUAUGGACGAUUUGAAGCCGUUUGGCGACGUGCCGCACAUCUUGUCUCACCAAGUGAAGCGGGCGUUUGUGGCCGCGAGGACGUUUGUUCAGGGCCUUGCGAUUGGCCGUGAUGUCAUCAAUGCUGUGUCAAAGAUGGAGCCCUCCGGAGCCUGCCUGAAAGCGGUUAUGAAGAUGAUGUACUGUCCCCAUUGCCGAGGUCUUCCCAAUGUCAAGCCAUGUAACAAUUAUUGUCUCAACAUUAUGAAGGGUUGCCUCGCAUUCCAAACUGAGCUCAACACAGAAUGGAAUCAUUACAUUGAUGCCAUGAUGCUGCUUGCCGAGAGACUCGAGGGUCCUUUUAACAUCGAGUCAGUGGUCGACCCCAUCAAUGUCAAAAUCUCCGAAGCCAUUAUGAAUUUCCAGGAGCACAGUGGCGAAGUUUCUUCCAAGGUUUUUGCCGGUUGUGGCCAACCUCGUCUCCAGGGCCGAAGAAGACGCGACGCCGCCCCUAAGAAUCAAGACGACUAUUCCUUCGGCUUCAACUAUCGUAACAAGGACUAUGUGCGCCCGACGACGGCCGCUGGAACGAGUCUCGACCGUCUCGUUAAGGACAUCAAGGGCAAGGUGAAGCUUGCUCGAGGAUUCUGGUCCAAUAUUUCGUACUCUAUUUGCAACGACGAGAAAGUAUCUGCACCUCCAAGUAACGAGAAGGAUUGCUGGAACGGUCUCGGAAAGGCAAAAUACAUGCCAGAGAUCAUGAAAGACGGCAUCAUGAAUCAAGUCAACAACCCCGAAGUUGAAAUAGACGUGACAAAGCCAAACAGUCUUAUCAACCAACAAAUCCUACAGAUGAGAUUGGUGACGAGUCGGUUAAAGAACGCUUAUAAUGGUCUCGAUGUGGACUGGAUUGAUACAGCUGAUGUUUUCGGCAGCGGCAGUGGCGAUUCAGACUUCGAUAUGAGCGGCAGCGGCUCGGGAGACGACAACAAGAAUGGCCAAGACGACAUACAAUUCACGGGAUACACGACACGGCCAAAGGACAGUGGCAUCAGGGGCGGACACAACAACAAGCCAUCGUGGGAAAAUACUAUGAUUACGAGAAAGCAUAAUGACAAUUCAGCCGGAAGUCUGCGAUCGUUCCCUUUGACUUUAGUCGCGCUACUCGCAGUUGUGCUAUAUCGGUUGUUGUGAUGUCAUCAAUUUUGACGCGGGGAUUAUUCCUCGUUGACUAUUUUUUAGGCAUCGUGUCCUGUCUGUAGGUAUGAAACAAUGUGAUGUGUGGGGCCUUUGGAAUGUCUGACUCUGAUCGAACAGACGCCGAUUUGCCCAAAAGUUUACCUUAGCAGACGGAUGUAAUGAUGUCAACAAUCAUUGUGCGCGAGAACUGAUGAUGUCAUCAGUUUAUGUGCACAUAGCCAAUGUGUUCAUCAUUUCAUGGGAGCCAUAGAAACAACAUAAACAAAAGCCAACAAUGAUAAGAAGACCUGCCUUACCUUCAAACUUUUCGAUACUUGUAGUUUGAAAUUCUGGUAGUGCCUGAUUUUUUUUGGAAAAUGCACUUACAAAUCCUUAUUUUUGUGAAAGGUUGCGAUGCUUCUUUCAGUGUAGUAUUUUGUGACUCUUUAUUCCCCGAUAUAUUUAAAAAUUUACACAAUUUUAAAACGAACAAAACAUUUUAACAACAUUUAACGCAUAGCGAGGGUAUGUCUUUUUCUACUGAAUGAAAAUUUACUUGUGAUAGGUUAAGUCAAUGGGUUGAACAUUAUGCUGUACAUGAUUACUAUUAUAUAGAAAACAAUUAACUCCUGUAAAUACAUACGUUUACAUGUUUACAUAAAAAAUAUUGAAACGGUCAAAUUUACAUGACGACAACUAUACAUGUAACACAUCAAAUGUGACAAAUUGAUUAAUUAAUUAAUUAAUUAUCUGUCUCCAAGUUAAUUUCCGACAAUCAGUUAAUCAAUUAAUUGAUUGAUUGAUAUUAAAAACUGUGCUGUUAUUGUGUCAGUUUGUGUCAAGUCUUUUCAAGAAUCCGAAUUCAGAAUGAUGUGAAUAGAGAUACGUACAAGCAAUAAAAACGGCACAAAGUAGGGUCAAAUUACGUCAUCAUUUUAUACCUCCAAAAUGUAUUCAGUUAAUGUACAUGUAUGUAACAAACAAACAGCUUACGAUCCAUGUAUUAUGUACGACACCCAACGACAGGGUAAUUAUUUAUGUAGAAUUUGUAAUUUUAUACUUUGAGUUGUAAGUUUAAUGCAGUAUAUGCACUUAAUAUUACAGUGUUCAGUGCAGGCUAAGGCGCGACGGUGGAUAGUGUCAAACUUGUGUAGAUUCCAAGAAAUUUUGUAAAUAGUUAGAAUGGAUGGUAAAUCAGGUGCUGUGCAUUAGUUGUGCAACAGUGACGAGUCGUAAUAAUUACAGGGUCCAGCCCUGCAGACUCCGAAAGAUGCAGCGCACAGCACACUUGAUGAAACUGUGAAAAGAACAGAAUUCUACAACGGUAUUCUGUAGAGGAAUUGAUAAAAAGUGACGAUUUAUGGCCAAAGAUGGCGUGACAGACUAACAUGGGUGUUACGGUGGAUAAUCGAGCAAAUAUGGUACCUGGUAACCAGCUGUUGGUCUUGGUGACAGAAGGUCACCUUGGCGACCAGCAGCCUGCCCUUGGUAACCAGCAGUUGCUAUGGCAAUUGUUGCUAGAUGGACUAUAUCUACCUCAAAUAGGGCUACCCAGUGUGAAUCUCAUUCACGCAGUGUCUGUGUCUUGUGCUUGGUAAAGUGUCUGGUCCGAGACCUUAAUGCCUUCUUGCCUACAUGUGCGUGUAAAAGUUGCAAUUGAGAUUAACUGCUUGUACUUGUGCAGAUUGUGAAAUUUCUCAGCAAACUUUCCUGAAGUGUUAUUAGGUCUAACUGACGCGUCGUUGUUGUAAGUGUUUAUUUCUUGCGUCUCAAGAGGGCGCAAGUGUGAGGAUUGAUGCGUCGCAAUGGCUCUGAAUGUACAGUUUUCACUAAAAAAAGGGUGUUUUAUAGUAUUUAUGAAUCUUAUAAGUUUAUUAAUUGUACAUGUUAGUUUUUGUCGUUUACUAAAUGCCGGGAAAUUCUGUUUAGUUCUCUCGAUAGGUCAUGAUAUCAAGUUGUGUAUCGUCUGUCUGGCGAGUCACAAUAUUGGGGGGGGGGGGGGGGGGGGGGGCUACUAUAAUUUGUCCAGGAAAUUUAGAGGAGGCUGAAUGAUAAGCAAAAUAUUUGUAAUGUUUUUGGUCACAAAUGUUUACAUCUUGAAAAUUUUCCUAGGUGCCAUAGGUUGUGAAGGAUAACUUUUCAGUUGAACAAAAUAUCUUGACCCUUUCGUUGCGGCAGCCAUUUUUCGGCGGGCACUCCGUCUGCUGACAGUGGAGACCAAUAUUGAACAGAAGAGCUAAAUUUUAUCAGAAUGGUCAAUACAUGUCGUGCGCAGGUCAUGGGGCCAUGUUCAUGACGUGUUAUGCACGCCACCCGCAGCAAAGGGUUGAUAGUCCUUGUGUGAUAUUCAUUACAGUUCAGUUAUACUCACGGCCCAAUGAGAUUCAUAAUACGCUUGAGCAUGAGAAGUUAUGUAGUAUACAGUCCAGGUCACAAUUGACAUCCCGUAAAGCGCGUCAUUGACGUGCUACCGAUGCCUAUGUUGUGCGCAAGUUGCACAUAAGUCGCACAUAGGUGGCGCAUAACUUACUCGAAACAAAGAGAGAUAAGCGCGUCAUUGGUGCACAACUCGCGCGUACCUUGCAGGAUGGAUGUUAAUUGUGAUUUGGACUGUAUAUUGUAUUAAGGGUGGACUUUAUUUCAUUUAUUGACAUACCUCAACAGAUUGAGACCAAAGAUAUAAUACUCAGGAUGGUUUGAGGUUCAGGGUAAAAAUUAUGACAAUCAAGUUGAUAGUCAGUUAGGUGCCAUUCUGUUUUACCUAGGGGGUUGAACAAGUGGGAUUUUCCCUAAGGGAUUCUGACAAAAAGGGAUAUUUCCCUUGUGAGGGAGUUAAGUCAAAUGGGGAUUUAUUAGGUUCAGUUAAAGGUUUGCUUUAUCUCUGAUACUAAGGUGGUCGCAAUUGGUUAAAACUUUAAGUGAUCUGUUCCUCGAGUACAAGGAAAAAAGUGUGACUUUAGGCUAAGUUUUGUGAUUGAAAAGAAACCUGGUUCAAUUUUUAGCUUUUUCAUAUAUCUUUGUAAAAGGGGAACAGACCACUUGAAGAUGCAUACCGAUGCGACUCCUUGUUCGAGUCACUUAUUAUGACCUAUAUUUUCUGCGGUUACAUUUUUCUCGAAUUUCCUGGCACUUAGCAAAAGCAGUCCAUUGCAUGAUUUCCUCGUUGUCUGUGUAUUAUUAUGAUCUGCAUCAUAGCGUUGCUUGUGCCACCUAAUGGCCACACGGUGCAACGCUCUAUCAUGUAACGUAUUCGUCUUUAGUCUUUGACAAUCAUGUGUUGGUGAAGUCGCGUUUUAAAAUGAUCGUUUUACAGCUCGUCUCUAAAGCUGUAAAAAGGUGGUAUCUGAGUGAUACAAAGUUAUAUAUAUGAUUGAAAUCAUAUGAAUUCUUAUCAAAUAUUAAUGAUGGUCUGAUUAUUAAUUUUUGUUUUUAUUUAUGGGAGAAUGUUGUAAAAAUAGAAUGCUUGGUAGAUUUUCGCGUUUCGGGCCAAAGCUGGUUGCCAACUGUCACAAGAAAAAGCCGGAAAAGUUAGCAGUGGUCUUAAUCUUGUUUUUUGUUUGCCAAAAAGUUGUGUGGUUGCCAUCCCCAUCUAGGCCGAGCAUCCUAAAUUGUUAGUUUUAAAAAAUUGAUGUCAAGACAAAAAAGGCUAUUCGUGAAGCAUAUUUUCAAAAAGAUAUGAAAAUAAGCUGUCAUUCUCAGCUUCAAUUUGAAUACAUAUAAUUUCUAACCAAAUCGAAUAGAAAUUGAGAUUUAGAAAUUUUGGAGGAAGAAAUGGACUUUGGCUUAUUUGAGGAUUGCAACCAUUUUGUCUAUUGCCACACAUCCCCUGCUGGGGAAAACCCUAGUGCUUAAUGUUGUCUGUGACUUAUACAAAGUUCAUUUCACCAAAGCUACAAGAUGUAAUGAAUGUGCCUGAAAUUUUACAUCAAAUUAUAAAAUUUUACUUGGUGUGUACAUCUGAGUAACUACGAGGUGAAAUCAACUCCUACCAACUCUAAAUCUCAGUGCAGAUCGCCCAUUUUGAUAACGAAAACAUGUUAUGCUGUGCCAUACUUAAGGCUUCCAGAGCGACUUGGUUACGAAGGUUACCAUUGUCUCAAUGUGACUCAAACCACAUAGUCUGCACAUACAUGUACAACUCCUAUAUUUUAUACAGAGUACAGUUCUUGUCAAGUGAAAUGUAUAGAGACUUUGCGUCACCUUAACGAGAUAAAAUCUGCUGUACUUUAUGUACAAUUCUAAGUUAAGUGUAUUGGGUUCUCUGUGUUGAUAUGCACGAUAAUGCAGCAACAGUGUAUGGAUAAGGUGACUCUUGUAAAAACAUUUUAUACAAAAUAAACGAUUAGAAAAAUACAAAAUUAUUCGUACGCUGUAAUUUUAUGUGUUGAAGUGACCUGGGAGAAUUGGACACCUGUGUCGUAUUUUUUUACCCGCAGAUUUCUGUAAGUGUAGUACUCGUAACUCAAGCUGAGGUAGUUUUACGCACAGGCCAAUUUCAAUUUAGUACUUAAAUCUUCCAAAGUCAAUGUAUUUUCCUUGUGUAUUCAAAGGCAUGGUUCGCCUGUGGACGUUAUUUAUUGUCUGUCCUACAAGUAAUGCUGCAGUACAGUAACCAGGCACGCAAAUGCGGUGAAAACUGACUUACAGUCCAAAUCACAAUUGACAACCAUCCUGCUUCGCGUCAGUGAGGCACAACAAACGCGCGAGUUACGCUCCAAGUUGUGCGCCAGUUACGCACCAGUGACGCCCUUAUCUCUCUGUUUCGCGUAAAUUUCGCGCGACUAAAGAGCAACCUACAUGCUUGGUAGCGCGUCAGUGAUGCAAUUUACGGGACGUCAAUUGUGAUUUUGAUUAUACAAAUGUACAUUGUGUAGAAUCAUAUCGACAUGAUUACAAAAUUUGAGCUAAUGACUCUAACCUUUAAGACUUCUGCUGGCUUUUCUGGUGUGAUGACUCCCCUUACAUUUAACAGAUUUUAAUAGAUGUCUCCUGAGAUCUGUUUGGAGAUUUUCUCUGUUUGACAUUUGUGUUGGCUUGAGAUUUAACGUACAAGUGCACUGAUUAUGUAUAGCCUGGGAAAUGAGUUCCUUGAGAUUCUAUGUCACCAGAAUUGCAGGGCUUAGCUGUACAUUCUGUACAUGCAAUGCUCAGGCAAUUCUGAUCAGCGUAAGGUGAGCCAAGAUGACAAUCCUACAGAAGGACAUGGUUCAGUUCACCCUCAGUAGACCAACUUCAUCGGUGCAUUUAUAUAGGAAACUGUACAAUAAUGUGAAGGUGAAAUUGGCCAACGAUCGGGGAAACCAAAAGCUGUUGUCUGAAUGGUCCUAUACUUCCAUUCACAGCUCUCUAGAAGUCUGGUCCAAUCGCUGCUUCAGGUUCAACCCAGUAACAUCAGAUGUACAUGAAACCACAUGUCAAUAUGAUGUUAUAAGCCAACAUGCUUUCUAACAACCGAGCCCUGGCUGUUGCCUCUUGUCCCUUCCUUGUGGCCAUUGUGGCCAGUCUCUCGGUGUCCCAGAAUUGGCACUUCUGAAGCACAUGCUCUGGCGUCCGAUCAAACGCAAUAAUACUCCUGCUAGAUGCACAAUGUUCUGAUCUACUGUUGUGUCUGCCAUAGAACCUAGCAGUCAUUUGAUGACGUGAAAUGUUGUCUUUCAUGCCGUGCUUCAUUUUAAUGACACUUUAGUAAUAAUCACAAGAAAAUAUUUGGCCAUUUUGUAAAUAGGGUGAGAAAACUUUAGCCCUUUCACUUUGACGCAGAACAGCAAGUCAUCUAACCACUUUUCGAAGAAAGGUGAACAUUUAAGAUUUUGUAGUUUUAGUUAUAUUAUUGAAAAUUUGACAUAACUCUGCAGUUUUGAAUGAAAGGGUUAAUUUUUGACUGUGUCUGGAGCUUGGGAUAUGUCUUUGUACAGAUUGUGUUGGAAUUUUUUCCGUGUUAGAUAAAAUUGUCAACGCUACCACCCCUCAAUAGUGUGAUAUUUAAUAUAGACCUGCCUCCAUGUACAGCAAAUGUAUAAGGGCGAGGCCACUUGAUAAAAAAUCAGGGGUGGUAGGGUUGAUUUUAUGGGCAGUCCAGCUUUUAGAAAGUUGUUGUUAGUGAUUGUUAAUGUGUAAGUGUCCAGAGUUAUGGCCCAGUACUUGGCACUAUUCACUGACUUGUGCAAGACUGGUGAAAGUUUCUUUGCUUGUGCAAGAUUAUGGCUUUAGCAAACUUCUUCUAUGACUCCUGCAGAAGCAUUUAAGCAGCCCGCAAAUGUGACAUUUUUAUCACUGCAACCUGUAAUAAUUAUCACUGCGAUGAGUGACAAUAAGAAUGCCUGUCUGCAGGUAAAACCGAUAAUCGCUAGCUUUGAUAAUUACCUUUCUGCAACGAUCAAUUUUUGUCACAGGUGCUGGCAAAGACCACCACAAGUGAGAGAAGUUUGUCACUUGCAUGUGCAGUAAUCAUUGCAUGUCAAUGCAAAAGAAACUUCUAGUUGGGGGCACUUUAGCAAAAUUUUGCUAGGAUAAUGUUUAAGAGUGAUUUGUUAGGGUUUCAGUUGUGAUUAGUAUAUUUGAAAAGAAAUUCCAAAGUCUGCCAACCUAAGCAUGGUGGGUGAAACUGUUCAAACACUUUAAUGUUCACUUCGGCUUGUCUUCACUGAUUGAGACAGGUUGUUAAGUCUUUGCCAUGCAAUGCAUUCGGAAUGCACAGCAUUGUACAGGAGCUUUGCUCUGCUUAGGGUGGCAAGGAUUUUAUACUAAGCUGAAUGUAUUAUUGCUUAGUAUUAUUUCCAAAUUGUCUUAACUUGCUAGACACCCACAGUAGUCAAAGACAUCAUUUUGAGAAUUUUAAUUUUGCUUCGUGGGAUGGUCGCAGGGAAGUCUUUUGAUUGUCCACAUGGAUCGCUUGGUCGACAAAGUUUAGCUUUCAAUGUUUCUAAGUUUCGACUUUAAGUAUUAUUAAUGCAAUCAAGAUUAAAUAAAGAAUUAUCACAUGUGGUCUUUAUUUAUUCUUGAUACAAGGAGAUGUAAUCUCGGACUAUUGUGAGACAAAAAAAUGCUCAGAAAACUUUGUUUUGCAUGUGUGUUACCUUAAAGCAUAAUACAAAUCGUAGAGAGAACCUUUUGCAGCCCAGGAUACUAAAGACUUAAAGGAAGAGUACAUUGAAUUAGUGAUGACUGUCAUAUGUAUGGUAUAUGGUGACAGACUUCUUUGGUAGACUUUCUGAUACAAUACGCCUUUAUCUUGGUAAACAAUUUGCAAAGGGUUAAUUCAGGCCUGUUCUGUGGUGAUGCUGAGUUGGGUCAGAAAAGGAGUGAAUGAAUCAUGAGAUGAUUUGCAUAUUCAAAUGAGCAUUUUGAACUAACCAAUCAGGCCUGCAGGUGCCCUUCCUCAUUAUGAAUUAUUCAUAGAUGAUUUGAAUGAUUGGACAAAAUGUUGAAUUUUGCCCAAACAGACCUGUGAGUGCUCCGAACUUUCCCUUGGACGGAUCACUGAUUUUACAUUAUUGUUUUGGCCAUUCUGAUGAGUGACUGGACCUGGUUACAGAUAUUUUAAGUGUUUACCAAAUAGCGACCAAACAAAAGUUACACUUCCUUUAGCAGUCUCUUCAAUCAUAUUUCUGACAAAUUUCCAGAGGUUGUUUGCUGUGACACGUGCUGUGUAUUAGUGGUGUAAAAUUUUACAAUUUCAAAAAAGCGUUGUAGUAUUUUAUAAGCAAAAGAAAUACAAAGAAAUUAAUUGCUAUUAGAUUUCAUAUGCUUUCCAGAGAAGUUUGUAAAUUCUACUACUGCAGAUUUUUUGUGAAAUAUUCGAAUGUAUCAACACUCUAAAUAUCGUUGUACAGUAUCGCACAGCAAUAAUUAUUUCUUUGAGAAACAUUUUAUGAGAAACUUGUGAUUCUUUGUGGGUUUGGCAAAGUUUUGCUCGGGCUCCAAAGGGUUAAUAACUGCUUCAACAGAAUACUAUGUUUUUAAUUAAACAUGCCCGUAACUACAUACCAAUAAAAUUUUUAUAGUUUUUAGGAACAAUGCUUUUGGCAUUUUUGUAUAGAAAAUAUAAGGAAACUUCAUGUUGUACAUGUAUAUGCUACCAUUUUUCCUAAUUAACAUAAUGCAGAUCAUGAAUAUUUAUGAGAUUGCAUUGAUCAUGUGUCACAGCAACAAGCGUCUGCCAUAUUGUGUCAUGGGCAUUUGGUCUAAAACAAUUUGGGUGAACUACACUUUAUCACUGCAUGUAUCUGAAAUUUAUUGCCGCCUUUCACCAGAGUCAACACAAAUUUACUUAAAAAUUACCAAAACCCACACUUUUUGGCAGCACAUGAAACCUUUUGAUUCCCUUUUGUUGGGAAUUCUAGAGAUCUGGGAUAAGUUAUUGGCCUUCUAGCAAAAAUUCAAAAGUUUUGAUGAUCAAAUACAUGCAUGUAAAAACAUUUAAAAAUCAUCUUCUAUAAUUAUUGAAGAAUUGCCAAUACGAUGUACAGUAGAACCUCUCUAUCAAGGACACCCUCAGGACUGAAAAGUGCUGUCCUUACUAGAGAGGUGUCCUGAUAAGUUAGGUCAAAUUGAAUGGAAAUAACCAAUUUGGGACCAAAUCAAGAGUCCUUGAUAGAGAGGUUGUCCUUAAUAGAGAGGUGUCCGCUAAGGGAGGUUCUACUGUACCUGUCUUUUCAGAAUGAAAAAUAUUUCUCAAUGACCAUUGGACAAGAUAGUGACUUUGGCGUCACCCUGAGUUGGUGGAGGGCCUUUCUGUACUGGUGUACAGAAAGCUGCACUUCAUGCAUUACAGGUUACGGCCAGCUUGGCACAAUACAAAACGCCACAUUCAUUUCAUUCUCUGCACCAUUUUUAUCAACUUCAUCAAGUGAUUUGUAUAGUCACCUAACAUUAGUACCUAACAUUACCACAAGGGGCUCUGAAUAACUUUUCCUCUCAUGCGUCAGAUUAUGUCCAGUGUGGAUGUGUAUUUUUCCGCAUUCAGUUAGAAAUAUGUUACCAACUUUAUGCUAUAUAUACUUAUAACAGGAGUGAAAAAAAACUUGUAACAUCUUACCUUAUUCUUUGUUUCUCAGUGUACGUCAGCUCCUUGCUCCUUGCCCCCUGGUGGUGCUGUUAGGUACUUUUAGGUACCAACUAGGGCCAGCAUAGAUUACUUGUAAAAUGAGGAUAAUAUUUUAUUUGAAUAAAAUUUAUAUGUAAAAACCAA
This is a messenger RNA of Lineus longissimus, 11133 nucleotides long. RefSeq names its product glypican-6-like. Lineage: Eukaryota; Metazoa; Nemertea; Pilidiophora; Heteronemertea; Lineidae. The record is from RefSeq and is a predicted model, not a curated record. The coding region runs from base 207 to 1958 and encodes 583 amino acids. The transcript is spliced from 8 exons. Gene Ontology annotation, cellular component: extracellular region; cell surface; plasma membrane. Gene Ontology annotation, biological process: regulation of protein localization to membrane; cell migration; regulation of signal transduction.